CACAGCUCCCCACAAAGGGUUUGGUCAACUGCCCUGUGUUCACACCUGGUUCAACUGGUUGAGCUUAAUGUAACAAACGAAAAAUCGGCACGUGUUUGGUAGCUUUCAAUCGAACUAACUGCCAUGGGCUAAUUUGCCAUCAAGUUGAAACUGCACCGUGCUAGAAGGCUGUUAACCAAUUGAAACAUUUGCCAGUAGAAUGAUGACGAGGAUUCCGAUCGAUUCGUCAUGCAAGUUUGUUCGUUUUCGCUGCCAUUUUCCAUACAGCUGCUACUGUUUGCAAUUAUUAACAAGCGAUUGGUACAGUGGGUUGUACCAAUUAUUUACCCAAAACCUAAUUGUCUCACGUGUCGAAUCGGCAUCAAAUAAGCAAUUUCCUUAUAAAAGUAAGCACAGAUCACUGUGCGCAAGCUUCAUUGGUGACCGUGCAGCCGUCCCACAACCAUGUCUACCACCUCUACCAACUACCGGAUAUGGCCGGCUCGAAAAGUGGUGACGAACAGUGCGAUAAAGGAUGUGCUGAAGAUCGAGUCAAUCAAUCUGUGCUUCGAUGAGAACGGGAAAACCUUCCACACGUCCCACUACGAGGCGAUGACGAAACCGCGACCGACAAAACGUCCCCGCCAGCUGAUCGUAAGGCGCGGGGCUCCGUUCGAGGUGCGAUUGCUUACCAACCGGCGGUUCGAUCCGACCGUCGACACGAUGGUGCUGGUAGUUUCGAUCGUUUCGUACGGCAGCGAGAAGCCAUGCUUCGGCAAUGGGACGGAAACGUACGUGCUGGUGUCGGUGGCGACGGACGGGACAGCACCGGCCGAACCGGACGAGCUGGCGGAGGAUUGGCGAGCGGUCGUGGUCGAUAGUAAGGAUAAGGAGAAGGGAAAGGUGGAGCUGACGCUGCAGAUUAUGAUACCGUCUUACACGCCCGUCUGGCGGUGGUCGAUUCAAUUCCACACCCGGCUGGACACGACGGACGCGAAGAGCAUGACGGAGAUCAAGGAACCGUUGUUUGUGCUGUUCAACCCUUGGUGCAAGAACGAUGCGGUGUACAUGGAAGAUGAAGCUUGGCGUUCAGAGUACAUCCUGGACGAUAGUACGGCCAUCUGCAAGCCCGCCUCGAAGGGGCUGCACAUGAGCAGCUGGUUCCUCGGCCAGUUCGAGGCGAACGUGCUCGACAGCGCGCUCUACAUCGUGGAGCAGGUGGCCAACGUGAAGGCCCCGAUCAGCGGCAAUCCGGUGCUGGUGAUCCGUGCCCUUUCCGGCGCGCUCAACACGGCCGACGGGACCGGUGUGCUGCAGGGCAACUGGAGCAACAACUACGAGGGCGGCACGGCCCCCACCUCCUGGACCGGGUCGGCCAAGAUACUGCAGGAGUUUUACGACACCGGGGAGAGGGUCAAGUACGGCCAGUGCUGGGUGUAUGCCGGGCUGCUCACCAGCGUGUGCCGUGCGAUCGGCAUCCCGAGCCGGAUAAUUACCAACUUCGAGUCGGCCGGCGAUCACGAUGCGUCCCUGUCGAUCGACUACUUCGUGGACGAUUCGGAAAAGACGGGCGCCGGCAUGACGGUCGACUCGAUCUGGAACUAUCACGUCUGGAGCGAGGUGUGGAUGCAGCGGAAGGAUCUGCACAAUCCCACCUACGACGGGUGGCAGGCGGUGGACGCGACGCCCCAGGUGCUGUCCGACGGCAUGUUCAAGUGCGGCCCGUGCCCGGUCAGUGCGAUCAAGCAGGGCCACGUGCACGUCCCGUACGAUGGGGAGUUUAUCUACGCGGAGGUGAACGCGGACGUGAUCUACUGGUCGAUCGGGAACGAUCAGAAUCCACCGAAGCCGCUCGAGAUCAGCACGGCACAGGUGGGGAAGAACAUCAGCACCAAAGCGAUCGGGUCAGGCAAGCGAGAAGACGUGACGGAGCGGUACAAGUACCCGGAGGACUCGAAAGAGGAGCGCGACGUUAUGAAGACGGCGAUGAAGUACAGCAGCCAGCGGUUUAGCAGUGCGGGGCUGGCAAAACGGCUGCUGGGGGCAAUGGUGAACGAUAGCAACGGCACGGAAGAUGCAAUCCAGCUCGAGAUCAAGUGUGACGAGGAGCUGACGCUGGGCACGACGUUCCAGAUCGAGGUGGUCGUGACGUGCGCCAGUGCGGUCAGCUCGGUGGAAGUUACGGGCAAGUUGGUGCUGCGCGACUCCGACUACACUGGGCGCGAUAUGGCAACACUGAAGGUGACACCGUUCGCCAUCAAGCUGGAACCGAGGGAGUCGAAAUCGAUCAUCGUGCCGCUGGAGUACGGCGAGUACAAAACGAUGGAUACGCACAAGACCAACCUACGGGCGAUCUGUACGGCGGAGGUGAAGGGUAGCGAUCGGACGUACUUUAAGCUGAAAAACUUCCACCUUUCCGUGCCGGCGAUCGAGCUGUCGGUGGUCGAGCACAGUACGUCCGGACCGAUCGCGGUACAGGUGGAUCUGAGCAAUCCACUGCCCGUUCCGCUGACUGGUGGCCGGUUCGUGGUGGAAGGCUCGCGCUAUACCGAUCCGAUGGAGAAAAAGUACGAGAGCAUACCGGCCGGCGAAACGGUGCAGUUUAUCUAUCCGAUCAAUCUAUCCCACAAGGGUAAGAUGGUAGUUACGGCAUCGUUCGUUUCGAAGGAGCUGAAAAAUGUGCACGGAGAUCUCACCAUUGAUAUUCCUUAAGCUGUUGUUAAAGCUGCAACGGGAAAGAUGAGAAAAUAUAGGUCAACAAGAUGAAGGAUAGAGUGUUGUGCGUCAAAUAAUACGAAAUUUCAAUCUUCACAGGCCUAUGAGUUUACAGAAGUAAUUAGUAAUUUACAGAGGAAAUGGAAAAGGAAAACACAUGCACAUUGUUUAUGUUUAUAUUAUUGUUCUAUUAGUCAGUGAAGAUUGAAAUUUAGUACUAUCUCAUGCAUAGUAAACUCUUAUUCAUUUGUUAAGGCAUAAUUAUAUUAUAUCGAGAGAGAAAGACUUAUAGCUCUGUGUGUAUGCGUAAUAAAAUUGAGAUAUCACGGCAGCAA
This is a messenger RNA of Anopheles gambiae (African malaria mosquito), 3029 nucleotides long. RefSeq names its product annulin. Lineage: Eukaryota; Metazoa; Arthropoda; Insecta; Diptera; Culicidae. Bases 445 to 2691 code for a protein of 748 amino acids. The record is from RefSeq and is a predicted model, not a curated record. Gene Ontology annotation, molecular function: protein-glutamine gamma-glutamyltransferase activity. The transcript is spliced from 4 exons. Gene Ontology annotation, biological process: peptide cross-linking.